Molecule: messenger RNA, 1587 nt
Organism: Seminavis robusta
Lineage: Eukaryota; Bacillariophyta; Bacillariophyceae; Naviculales; Naviculaceae
Source: the annotation of a GenBank genome assembly
AUGAAGAUCCUCGCCAGUGUGUUCCUGGCCAUCAGUGCCAUUGGGGCCAAUGGUCUCGUCCAGCCCAGCGGACGGGUGGCUCCUCCCAGCCGCACUGCCUUGCACGCCUUUCGUCAGAACUACAUGGAGCAGAAUGUUGGUAUGAACCAGAAUGUUGGUAUGAACCAGAAUGUUGGUAUGAACCGCAAUAAUAAUAAUUUUGUGGAGCGGGACAAUGGUAUGUACAACAGCCGCGGAGGAGCGUAUGAUCGCUACCGCUAUGGAGAAGGGCAACAAGGCCAACAAGGACAGGCUCAGUGGUACCGUGAAAACGACCAACGUUCUUUCAAUGAAGACAUGUACAGCAUGAAUGACCGCCGGGGAGGAGCUGGCGGUGGUUUGACUGCCAGUGGCGGCGGUGACUCCCGUUACGAGCGAUACAACCCAAUUCGUCACAGCAAGAACGGCGAACCUAACAAUUUUGUGGAGCACGGCCGCAACCCUAAUGCACCACAACACGGCCGCAACCCCAAUGAACGCGAUUAUCAUUAUGAUGUGGCUCCAGGCCAGCGCAAUAAUAAUAAUCGCUUCUACAAUGAAAACCGUCAAGGCCUCAAUGACAACCGUCGCGGUGGCCGUGAGCAGUUUCAACAAGAACGAGGCAUUGGCGGCGACAAUGUGCAGCUCUACAAUCGCAAUGUUCACCGAACCAACGGCGAGAGCCGUCGUGAUCGCGGUGAUCCCUUUUACGGAGAGAAUCCUCAAGAUCGCAGCAUGCGAGAUGGACGACGUCAGCAGCCGCAAAACUUUGAUCGUCGCGGCGGUCGUGGCGGCCCUCCUCAUCUGGGGGAGCAGCCUGGCCGCGGUGGUCUCAUGUCGGACAAUGAAUUGCGCGAACGCGGCGUACGUGCUGCCGAUUCCGAAGGUGGUUUUGGAUGGCAGAAUGUGGCCAAGAAAGGCGGUCUCAACUCCGGGUUCGAUUUGUACGCGGACAACUGGUGGGAGGGCAGCCAAGGCAGCCAAAGCAAGCCUGGUGGCCGUCGCAACAAUAACGACUCGUAUGAUGGUCAUGUGAAUGCUGGACGCAGAACCACCCUCGAGCGCUACGAUGCUGGACGCAUGCAACCAGGACAGAAUGCCCAAAUGGGAGGAGGACGAGGAGGAAGAGAGCCCAGACGUUUUGAAGAACCCUUCAGGCCUGGUGAUCGCAAUUUGAUGGGAGAAGACUACAGCUAUGGUCCUCGUUACCUUAGUGGUGGCAAAUUGGAAAGAUUCUCCUUUGAGCCUUCGGUUUCCAAUGUCUUGGUCGAAUUGUGGAGUGAAGGCUUGCCCAUCCAGGCAACUGUGGAGGUCUUGUCGCAAGAGGGUGGCAAACGCCGUCAAUCCUUCCCAGUCUACGUGGAGGAUGGAUACAACCGUCCUUACUCCACUGUUCUUGACUUGGGAUAUGGCGGUGGCACUAUUCUCAUCCGCAACGAUGGACCUGUUGAGUAUCCCAUUACUGCCAAUGCCCAGCCUCAAGGAAGAAAGGAACUACCCCCCGCGGGAGGUGGCGGCCGAGCCUGGAACGCAGAGGGACCACGUGGAGGUGGAAAUGGAGGAUGGUAA